CAAACUACAGAGUACUUAUGGUGGCUCAUAUAAUGAACUAUCAACAAUCCAGAAGACAAAAGCAACUUAACAACACACACACACACGAAAAGAGAAACAGCAGCAGAUCAACAAUAUACGAUCAAGAGUGAGCCUAAGAGAGAAAAGAGCCAGUGAUGAAAACCAGCAAAGAGGGGGCCACACUCCAGGUGGGGAGCUAUACUGGGCGCUACCGACAGAGAAGAAGGCCCUUUCCCUCCAUUCCUACCAGAGCUGGGCUUCCGAGAGUAGAGCAAGCACCCCCGGGUUCCAAGAGGCGCCAUUUUCACAAAGGCUGCCAUGGCAACUUUGGCUCCCAGAGCCCAGGAGGCCUGUGUCACUGUGAAAGCAAGUGAAGCCAGGACCAACCACUAAAUUCCUAAUAUACCCUAAGGAGGCCCAAGGUGUCAUGGCGACCAUUGUGGGGGUGAUGGGUGCCCCAGGGACACCGGUGCCUUGGCUGGAAGCUGCUUUAAAAGAGAUCUUGAGGGGAACAAGCAGAGGUCGGAGUACCCUCUGGGCCAGCUCCCAGAGAGAGAGUGACAGCCCCUUGGGACGUGAUGCUCCAGGGAGUGCUGUCAUGGAUCCACCAGGUUUGGCAGCAACCAGCAGAAGGGAGGAGGAAGAGGAGGAGGAGCCGGAGAUGUCAGUGUCGCUGAAAUCUUGCUUCAGCCAGGGUUUGAAGCAGCUGCAUCACACCCAUGAACUCUGCAACGCCACCUUAGUAGCUGGAGGGAAGCGCUUUCCUUGCAACAGGGCACUGUUGGCCUCCAUCAGCCCUUACUUCCAGGCUGUGUUUACCAGUGACUUUAAGGAGUCCAGAGAUGGGGAGGUUCUGCUGAGAGACAUGGAUUCCUCCAUCCUCCAGAAUCUGCUAACCUACCUCUACUCAGGAGAGCUGGCCCUCAGUUCAGAGACUGCUGAAGAUCUGUUCACGGUAGCCAGCCGACUCCAGCUCACACCAGCCCUGGAACUCAUCAGCAGAUAUCUAACAGAGAGGAUCUCCAUGGAGAGCUGCCUUCGCCUUUACAUGCUGGCUCAUGACCACAACAGCCCCACCUUGCUGCGCAGCACAUUACGCUACCUGGGCUUCCACUUUAAACCCCUCUUGGAACACAAGGAUUUUCCACAUCUCGACCUCGGUGCUUUGACCUGCAUCAUCUCCUCUGACCAUCUAGCCGUCACCUCUGAAAUGGAUGUCUUCCAGGCUGUGCAGCAGUGGGUGACAGCUGUACCCACAGAGCGCCUUUCGGUCCUCAAGACGCUGCUACGACACAUACGCUUCCCACUCCUGACGCAUGAGGAAAUCGCCCAAGUCCAGGCUGAUGUCAUGACACUUGACCAGCAAGUGGAAUUGCAGUGGGAGGACCUAGAUGGGGCAGGGAGGCUGCAGGUGAGUGGGGGGCUCCGGCAGGGCAUGUUCCAGGAAAAAAUCAUAUGCAUCAAAGUGCCUCGCUUGAGGGACAUUCUCUCCGUCAAUGAAGACAUGGAUUGCUACAUGGAGUGCUUGGAUCCAGCUACGGGAUCAAGGACAAAGCUGCCACCUUUAGAGCUGGUGGCGCUCCCCGGCUGCUCAGUCCUGGAACACAGGCUCUACAUCUCAGGAGGAAAACACCCUGACGGCUCGUAUUCCAAGGCACUGUGCGAGUACAACUCUCUAGCCAACCGCUGGAUCCAGCUCCCUCCCAUGUCAACACCCCGGUCUGUCCACAUAUUUUUAACUUGUAAGCGGAAGCUGUUUGCCCUGAGUGGCUGGAACGACACAGGCCCCCUUGCCUCUGCUGAGAGUUUUGAUGUGGCAAAGCAAACGUGGUCACCCAUUGCCAGUCUGCCCAUCAUUCUGCGGUUCUCCGCCUCUGCCUCACUCAAGAACAAGCUCUAUCUGAUAGGAGGAGAUGCAGAUUCCGAUGAGGUGGUUUACCAGGGCAUCCUUGUCUAUGACAUCUACUUGGAUACCUGGGCACAGGUGCCUCUAGAAUUUAGUCUCCACGGUGCAGCUGCUGUCACCAUGCAGACCGGGAUCUGUGUUGUAGGGGGCUUCUUCUCAGGAAAGAACACACAUUCAUACCCAAACAGUAGAUUUAGCCAGCUUCUUCCUUGUACCUCAACAUGCUUUUUCAUGCACGAGGCUGGUGUCAUAAACAAGGAGGUUACAAUCCCUCCACUGCCGUCGCCUCUUGCCUUCGCUGGUGCCACUUGCUUUCAAGGGAAAGUUUAUGUGAUGGGAGGUGUAUGCACCUCCAAGACGCAUGACGCAAUUUACCACUGGGAGCCUGGGGAAGCCACCUGGACUCAAUACCCAGAGAACCUCACAGGCCAGGGAACUAUUGUGCGGAGGGUGCUAAAAUGUGUGACUCUGAAGGUGGUAAAGCCAAACCUGAGGGCUCUAAUUCAAGAUGCCUCUGCAAGCCGGGUGGCUAUUGGGUUAGCAGAAACUGAGGUCCCCUUCAAAGAAAGGUGGAAGGAUAACCACCCUAAUUGUCCCCCAGAUGGGGUUCCCUUGACAUCUUUGGGAGCUGGAACAUCAUAA
This is a messenger RNA of Rhineura floridana, 2548 nucleotides long. RefSeq names its product kelch-like protein 6. Bases 428 to 2548 code for a protein of 706 amino acids. The transcript is spliced from 4 exons. NCBI's taxonomy places the organism in Eukaryota, Metazoa, Chordata, Lepidosauria, Squamata, Rhineuridae. Gene Ontology annotation, molecular function: protein binding. The record is from RefSeq and is a predicted model, not a curated record.